Saitoella complicata NRRL Y-17804 is the source of this 1574-nucleotide messenger RNA. RefSeq names its product mitochondrial Lipoyl synthase. Bases 217 to 1422 code for a protein of 401 amino acids. The transcript has 2 exons. Gene Ontology annotation, molecular function: 4 iron, 4 sulfur cluster binding; lipoate synthase activity. Gene Ontology annotation, biological process: lipoate biosynthetic process. Gene Ontology annotation, cellular component: mitochondrion. The record is from RefSeq and is a predicted model, not a curated record. Lineage: Eukaryota; Fungi; Ascomycota; Saitoellomycetes; Saitoellales; Saitoellaceae.
AUGGCGUCAAGCUAUAGCUACGGUAUCCUAAAAUAGAGAAUCCCCACGCCCGCAGCCGUCGCCCCCAGGUGUUCUGCGCGCGGCCGGUCGGUUCCGAAGCACGUAUGAAUUUUGAAACUAUUUUUGGAAGGUGGGCCACAAAUACUCGCCACACCACCGAGUAACGGCGACUCAUUUGAACCCUGAACCACAUCCUUGACGGACCAGACAAUCAAUAUGUUUGCUGUAUCGACAAAGAGAGUUAUUGGGAGGGAGUGCGAGGCUCUGUUGAAGCAUUCUCGAUCUCUCGCCUCCACAACUUCGGCACCCGACGCGGCCGCUGCCGCAUCUACCAAGUCAAAGAUCUCCGAGAAACUCGCAAGCGGCCCAUCUUUCACAGAUUUCCUCCAAUCGAAAAUCACCACCGAAGAAUCACUAGAACUCGCCAACGAGCCCCCAACCUCAACACAAGUCAAGCGUCUCCCUCCAUGGCUCAAAACCUCCGUUCCACUCGGUACCAACUUCAACAAGAUCAAGCGUGAUUUGCGAGGUCUUAAACUGCAUACUGUGUGUGAGGAGGCACGAUGUCCGAAUAUUGGUGAUUGUUGGGGUGGAUCGGAUAAAGCCGCUGCUACGGCGACGAUUAUGUUGAUGGGUGAUACGUGUACGCGUGGGUGUCGAUUCUGUUCCGUCAAGACUUCGAAGGCGCCGGCACCGCUGGAUCCGCAUGAGCCGGAACAUACUGCGGAGGCGAUUAGGCGUUGGGGUUUGGGAUAUGUCGUUCUGACGUCGGUAGAUCGAGAUGAUCUGGCGGAUGGAGGCUCUGCGCAUUUCGCAGAGACGAUCAUGAAGAUCAAGCAACGUGCGCCGCAUAUCCUCGUCGAGGCCUUGACGGGUGAUUUCGCGGGUGACUUGACGCAGACUGCGCGUGUAGCACAGAGUGGGUUGGAUGUGUACGCACACAACAUCGAGACGGUGGAGGAGUUGACGCCCUUUGUCAGAGAUCGUCGAGCGACGUUUAGGCAGAGUUUGAGAGCGUUGGAGCAUGCGAAGAAGACUGUGCCGACGUUGAUUACGAAGACGAGUAUGAUGCUUGGUGUUGGGGAGAAUGAUGAGCAGGUCCUUGCGGCGUUGAAGGAGUUGAGAAAGGUCAAUGUUGACGUCGUUACAUUCGGACAGUACAUGCGACCAACGAAGAAGCACAUGAAGGUCCAUGAGUAUGUCACGCCGGAGAAGUUCACGCACUGGCAGAAGGUUGCGGAGGAGUUGGGUUUCUUGUACGUCGCUUCUGGACCUUUGGUCAGGAGUUCGUAUAAGGCCGGAGAGAAGUUCAUUGAGAAUGUGUUGAAAAAGAGGGGAAAGGAUAUCAGGAAGGUUACGGAGGAGGGUUUGGGUCAGUCUGAGAAGGAGCUUUUGGACAAGACGCUCGAGACGAGGGCUUAAGGGGUGUUGGGGUUAUUCAUUUCUUUUCUAUUCAUUUGGUCCAUACAUAUCAUGGCCUUCAACUGGCCUGCAGACGCCACCACGAGCAUUCAACGCUCAAUAUAUCAUUCAUUAUCAUCAUACCGUUGUAUUCUCUCAUACCCAUUUCUCAC